Messenger RNA from Physeter macrocephalus (sperm whale), 1598 nucleotides. Its product is annotated as serine/threonine-protein phosphatase 4 regulatory subunit 1-like. Gene Ontology annotation, biological process: protein dephosphorylation. NCBI's taxonomy places the organism in Eukaryota, Metazoa, Chordata, Mammalia, Artiodactyla, Physeteridae. Gene Ontology annotation, molecular function: protein phosphatase regulator activity. The record is from RefSeq and is a predicted model, not a curated record.
AUGAACGAUCCAGAUGCGCAAGAGGAAAAGGAUAUAAUACCUCACCCCCUGCUAGAUCAGUAUGUGUCCAUGAUCGACCCAGCUCGAGCCCAGACCGUCGAUACCGACAUAGCCAGACACUGUGCCUACAGCCUCCUGGGGGUGGCGCCGACCCCGAGCAGGCAGAAUCGGCACUGCCUGAGAGAUACGUACGAGACGCUGGCUUCCGACGUGCAGUGGAAGGUCCGUCGGACCCUAGCCUUCUCCAUCCACGAGCUGGCUGUGACCCUUGGGGAUCAGUUAACGGCUGCCGACCUGCGGCCCAUCUUCAGUGGACUUUUAAAGGACCUGGAUGAAGUACGACUAGGACUUCUGAAACACCUGUAUGACUUUCUAAAGGUUGUAGCGAUUCUGCAGAAGUUCUUUUCCAACAGUGAAAGUGCAUUGGGGUUAAAUUUCAUCAAUGAACUCAUCCUCAGGUUCCGGCACUGUUCUAAGUGGGUCGGAAGGCAAGCCUUUGCUUUCAUUUGUCAGGCAGUGGUGAGUGAGGAGUAUCCUGUGGACCAGUUUGUUGAACACUUACUCCCCAGCCUUUUAAGCCUUGCAUCAGAUCCUGCGCCAAACGUAAGGGUUUUGCUCGCCAAAGCUCUAAGACAGACACUGUUGGAAAAGGUGUAUUUUAGAAAUGCCGGUAACCCUCAUCUUGAAGUCGUUGAAGAGACUGUCUUAGCUUUGCAGUCCGACAGGGACCAAGAUGUUUCCUUUUCUGCCACCCUAGAACCAAAGCGGUGGAAUAGUAUAGACACUACCAUGCUAGAAAACCAGAAUUAACCAGUCUGUGAUCACUCACAGUCUGGUCAUUUCAUGUGUGGCAUACGCUGCUCACCAUACCUUGAAGGGGCACUGAUUGUGUCAUACCUGCCCAGGGAGGAAAGAUUUCUGAGACUCUGAUGUGUGCUCAAAUGACCCCUUUCCCAUCUGCACUCACAGGAGCUACUGCUGGGACGGGCAGGGGUCCCAGGUGGCCCGGCCUGUGCUGUGCUUCUGUGCCCCUGUCUGCCUGAUCAGGAAAUCUGUGAAAAGGCUGUCGAACCAGGUGGCUCACUGAGGUGGCGGGGGGGCGGGGGACCUCCUUGGCAUCAGACUGCCUGUGAGGGGUUUGUUUUCUCUAUUACAGACUAUAUUAUUUAACCCCCAGCCAACACCUCCCCCCCAAAAAUAAAGUACGUUAUUAGAAGCUUUUAAGUCUUUGAUAGACUUGUAUAUUUGGCUUCCCUCAUGCUUUCUUAUAAAAUAUAGUUUACGGUAUUAUAUUUUAUUUUUAACUGAAAUACUGUACAUAUGUAAAUAACUCUUGACAGGAAGAAAAUAUAUUAAUGUAAGAUUAGCCUCCUAUCAGUGAACAGAACAAAUACAUCAUUUAAAUUUAUGCUCCACUUUGAGUUGCUGCAAAUAUAGCCCAAUUUGUUUACUUUUGAAAAAUGUGAUAGUUAAAUCUACUAAAGACUGAUUUAUGGCAAUCUUUCUGAUAUUGUACUUUUGUUGUAAACUGUACUCGGAACUUUUCCUCAAGCACUCACCCCCUCCUCUUCUUGCGGGAACUGUUUCCAUAAAGAUAG